This is a messenger RNA of Amphimedon queenslandica, 661 nucleotides long. RefSeq lists its product as uncharacterized. The record is from RefSeq and is a predicted model, not a curated record. The transcript is spliced from 2 exons. Bases 55 to 630 code for a protein of 191 amino acids. Lineage: Eukaryota; Metazoa; Porifera; Demospongiae; Haplosclerida; Niphatidae.
ACCAUUAUCAAAAAUGAAAGCACGACAAUCACAUUAGUUUCUCACAGCCCUGUAAUGAGAAUUAGCUUCGACAAGCCAGAUGAAGGAACCAGUUCCUGUAUUAUUAAGGCAUAUCAUAAUAUUAAAAGCACCUGCAAAUUUCCUGUUGAAUACAAAUUCGUUGUAUUUUGUGUUGACAAUGACACACAUGAAAUGAAGAUGCAGUCAUUGCCUUCACUUAAUUAUCACAUUCUUCCAGAUGAUGAGUUAUGCUUAAAGUGUAAAACAGCUGGUAGAGCUAAUGAAAAGUUGCUAAAAGACUGGAACAAUGCACUGAGGAAAGAAAGUGUCGAAUUUCUGCAAACAAAAGAAUUAGAAAUUACUGAACUGGCUACUAUUGCAAAAGAGAUUACAUCACUUCGUCAACUUGAAAUUAAUCAGGUUCAUAAAGUUUUUCCAGUAUAUGAUAGCCCAAAAGGAGCUGUGUUAGAUGCGACACUAUUAACAAAGAUCUUCAUAGCAUGGAAGGAAAAAAACCAAACAGUUAAAGAGCCUAGACGCAUCUUUGCACGCAAGCUAUUGGAAUUGGGUCCUCAUUUAGAUUUAGAAAAGAUUAAAACACUGGCAAAUGAGAUUGAUCCAUACUAUUAAUUUUUGAAACUAUUUUGAUGCCUUUCUUGUU